Molecule: messenger RNA, 2712 nt
Organism: Mesorhabditis spiculigera
Lineage: Eukaryota; Metazoa; Nematoda; Chromadorea; Rhabditida; Rhabditidae
Source: the annotation of a GenBank genome assembly
AUGGCCGAUCUUGCCCCCAGCCAGCCCCCGACCCAGCAGUCCAUGCGCCGCGGAAUGGUCAAGCAGGUCUUGUCCGGUGACGCGGUUGUUAUUCAAGGAACCGCUACGCAAGGGCCCCCUCCCGAGGCCACCGUAUAUCUGUCGAGUGUGACCGCGCCCCGCCUCGGGAAGCGGCCGACCGACACCGUCUCCGGGACCCCCGACGAGCCCUACGCCUGGGAAGCCCGCGAAUGGUUGCGAAAAAAGAUUGUCGGUCAAGUGGUCACCUUCAUCAAGGACUACACUGCCUCAUCCGGUCGUGACCACGGGAAAAUCUUCCUUGGCGGCACAAAUGUGGACAACGCUGAAAACGUGACCAAGACCGGCGUCGCCGAGGGGUACCUUGAAGUCCGGCAAGGAAAGGUCAUGGACGAGUACUCCCAGGAGCUUUUGGCCCUGCAGGAGGAAGCAAAGUCAUCGAAAAUCGGCAGAUGGGACGAGAAUUUGAAGCCCAGAGAGGUGACCUGGACAAUCGACAACCCACGACAGCUCGUCGAGAAGUAUCAACAGAAGCCAGUAGAUGCAGUCAUUGAAAUGAUUCGUGACGGGUCAACAUUCCGCAUGAUGCUCCUUCCUUCAUUCGAGUACAUCACCCUGCAGCUUUCCGGAGUCAAGUCUCCUUCCACGCGCGCCCAAGACGGCAAGGCAGAGCCCUUCGCCGAAGAGGCCAAAUUUUUCGCUGAAAUCCGGCUGUUGCAGCGUGACGUCCAGGUUGUCCUCGAGUCGUCGUCGAACCAAAACCUCGUCGGCUCAGUGCUCCAUCCCAAGGGCAACAUUGCCGAGUCACUGCUGCGUGAAGGAUAUGCCAAAUGUGUCGACUGGUCAAUUGGGCUGUGCACGGGAGGAGCGGAGAAGCUUCGAGCCGCGGAGCGAGCUGCCAAGGAGAAGAAGCUCAGACUAUGGAGGGGCUAUGCGCCCAACGCCUCUUCGAGCCUCAGCGCGGAAAAGAAGCAUUUUACUGGCAAGGUCGUCGAGGUCGUGAUGAACGAUGCACUGAUCGUGCGCAAGGAUGAUGGUACCGAAAUUAAGGUCCACCUCUCCAGUGUGCGUCUGCCAAGGGAACAAGGAGAUGCUGAUGGAGCCAAGCCUACCGGACCAGUCAACCGCCAGUUCCGGCCGCUCUACGAUGUGCCCUUCAUGUUCCAGGCCCGCGAAUUCCUCCGGAGGAAAUUGAUCGGCAAGCCCGUCCAAGUCACCAUCGACUACAUUCAGCCCCGAUCCGAGCAGUUCCCAGAGAAGACUUGCUGCACAGUGAAACAGGGUGACCUGAAUGUUGCCGAAGCGCUGAUCACUCGUGGACUCUCCAAGGUCGUUCGCCAUCGAUCCGACGAUGAUAACCGCUCCUCUGCCUAUGAUGCGUUGCUAGCCGCCGAGGCCAACGCGGAAAAGGCAGCCAAAGGCCUGUUUUCACCAAAGGACAAGGACCGCAAAGACACACACCGCAUCCAAGAGCUCGCCGGAGACGCCGCCCGAUCCAAGCAAUUCCUUUCCUACCUGCAGCGAGGCGGCCGAAAUGAGGGUGUUGUCGAAUUCAUCGCCUCAGGAUCUCGGCUGCGCAUCUACGUACCAAAGGAGACCUGUCUGAUCACCUUCCUGCUCGGAGGCAUCAACUGUCCGAAAGGCGCUCGCCCUGGUGGCGCCGCCAGCGAAGGAGAACCCUACGCUGCCGAGGCUGCACAAUUCACAAGGAGCCUCAUCAUGCAACACGAGGUCGAAUUUGAUGUUGAGGGCAUCGACAAGAUGGGCAACUUCAUCGGGUACCUCUACGUCAAGCCCCAGGAAGGUGGACGUCCGCAAAACCUCAGCGAGCUGCUUGUUGAACAAGGAUUGGCCUCGGUCCACCAUUUCUCGGCCGAGAAGAGCGGUCACUACAACUCCCUCGUUUCUGCUGAAAUCCGGGCCAAGAACGCGAAACGGAAUAUCUGGGCCAAUUUCAAGGAAGAGCCCGAAGAUGAAGAGAAGCGUACGCAAAGUGAUGACAAGUCCGAGCGUGUUGUUUCUUACAAAAAGGUUGCCAUCACUGACGUCCAGCGUGGAAACUUCAAGUUCUCCGCUCAGCUGCUCGAUGAUGGGCCGAAGCUCGAGAAGCUGAUGGGAGAGCUGCGCGAACAUCUGAACUCGAACCCACCUCUGACCGGCUCUUACCAGCCACGAAGGGGAGAUCUUUGCGCCGCCAAGUUCUCGGCCGACAACCAAUGGUACCGUGCCAAGGUCGAGUCUUCCCGAGCUGGAAACGCUGAUAUCCUUUUCAUCGACUACGGUAAUCGGGAAUCUGUCCCGGCCAACAGCCUGGCGGCCCUUCCACGUGAAUUCUCCAACACCGGCGCUUUUGCCAAGGAAUAUGGUCUCGCUUUGGCGUCGAUUCCCAACGAUAAGGACUACGCUGUCACCUCGGACCAGGCUCUCGAGCAGGUGUUGUUCUCGAAGCCGACGGCCGAGCUGAACGUUGAGUACCGAGCAAACGGUGCCGAAUACGCCCAGGUGCUGAUCGAUAUUGAUGGGAAGCGUACGGAUGUCGGGCGUCUCCUCGUGGCCGAUGGUUUUGCGUUGGCAGACAAGCGACGCGAGUUCCGGUUGCAGCAGUUGGUCAAUGAUUACCAGGAAGCUGAACAAGAAGCUCGCAAGCGACGCCGCAACAUUUGGGAAUUCGGCGACUUCACUGGCAAUGACCUC